UCUCACCUCAGUCUGGGGGGGUUUGUGUGCAUCUGCAGGUUUUCUCCAGAGGCGGCGUCACGCAGAGGUUUGAGCACAGCAGAAAUGAACGCAGUAGAAGCCAUACACAGAGCGGUGGAGUUCAAUCCACACGUACCGAAAUACCUCUUAGAGAUGAAGAGUUUGAUUCUGCCUCCGGAGCACAUCCUGAAGCGCGGCGACAGCGAAGCCAUCGCCUACACCUUCUUCCACCUGCAGCACUGGAAGCGUGUGGAGGGCGCACUCAACCUGCUCCACUGCACCUGGGAGGGGACUUUCAGAAUGAUUCCAUAUCCUCUGGAGAAAGGCCACCUGUUCUAUCCGUAUCCCGUCUGUACAGAGACAGCGGACCGAGAACUGCUACCAAUGUUCCACGAGGUGUCAGUGUAUCCCAAGAAGGAGCUGCCAUUCUUCAUCCUGUUCACGGCGGGUCUCUGCUCCUUCACAGCUAUGCUGGCGCUCCUCACGCAUCAGUUCCCAGAGCUCAUGGGAGUGUUUGCUAAAGCCUUCCUGAGCACUCUGUUCGCUCCGCUGAACUUCAUCAUGGAGAAAGUGGAGAGCUUUCUUCCCUCGAGUCUGUGGCACCAGCUCACGCGGAUCUGAUCUCACGGAUAUGCAUUAUUAUUGACUGAGGUGCCAAGUUCUUCAGAAGUGCCCCGACAGCCAGGAAACAAGAGAAACACAACCCACAUCAAACGCAGAAGGAAUUUAUUUCCCCCUCGAUCUCCUGUAAAUCUUUUCUGUUGAAAACUUUUAAACGCCAUCAGUAUCUAAAGAAAAAAUAAAUCAAUUUCUGUACUGCGGCAAAACAGACGUCUCCAUUUUUGAA
This is a messenger RNA of Sinocyclocheilus anshuiensis, 847 nucleotides long. Its product is annotated as suppressor of tumorigenicity 7 protein homolog. NCBI's taxonomy places the organism in Eukaryota, Metazoa, Chordata, Actinopteri, Cypriniformes, Cyprinidae. The record is from RefSeq and is a predicted model, not a curated record. The transcript is spliced from 5 exons. The annotation marks the transcript as partial.